AUCAUCGAGUCAAGUCCGGCCUUGAUACUGAAUGCAUUCGUUCUUUUCUUAUGAUCAAACGGUUCACCAAGUAUACAGGUUCAGCGUAGCUCCUUUACUGGAGUCCCGCACUGACCAGCAAAGAAGAAAGUUUGUCUUGUAAAGGUGAAAAGAAGAGAGGGUUUUACAGAUUUCACAAAUGACUAGUGAAGAUGAUUCCGUAACGAAGGCGCGUACUGAGGCAGCCAGAGCAAGAAACAUCAGUCACAAUGUUCGUUGCACCGAGUGUGGCAACCAAUCCAUUGAAGAAUCUCAAGCUGAUGUCGCCAUUUUGCUCAGAAAGUUAAUUCGUGAUGAAAUCCGAGCGGGGAAGAGUGACAAAGAAAUCUUCAAGAAACUGGAGGAUGAUUUUGGGGAAACAGUACUGUAUACGCCAAAAUUCGAUUGGCAAACUGCAUCUUUGUGGUUGUCACCAGUUAUAAUAGCAGCAGCUGCAGGUGGAAUAUGGAGUUACAACAGGCACAGGAAGAAGACAAACGUGCACGUAAUGGCAUUGGAUCUUAUUCGAGGAGUCGCUUUGACUCCGAAAGAGAAGGAAACCAUGCUCGAUCUCUUAACUCCUCCACCUCAAGAAACACCUCUAAUUCGCUGGUUUAAAAGACACUUUUACCAAAAUUAGGUAAACCCAUCUUGUUUUUCACGUAGCUUUCAGGGUUUCAUAAGCCGAAUCAUUAUGUGAUGAGAUAACCAUAUUUGAUCACACACUUCUCUAUCCCUUAAAUAAUAGCGCUUCUGAUUAUCUUUUGAAUCUGUCAUUUGUGACAACAAACAAGUAUAAUUGAAUUUGUCAUGUCUAGUGGACCACAUGGAUGAACACAACAAGCUCCUUUCGGGUGAUAACAAACCCCAUAUCGCAUCUGUCUUGAAAUGAGGUGGUUCAUCCGGUUUUUGGAUUUGCGGAAAGACAAUAGACUGCACUGUAAUGUUUUUCAGUUCGCAUUUCUGUAUUUUCUAAAUACUCUAUAUUCUUGUGUUUUUUCUUUCCCUUAACUGAUUUUGCCAAAAAUAAAUGUCUAUAUAACAAAUUGAACUGAUAUCUGAACUCUC
Molecule: messenger RNA, 1086 nt
Organism: Impatiens glandulifera
Lineage: Eukaryota; Viridiplantae; Streptophyta; Magnoliopsida; Ericales; Balsaminaceae
Product: cytochrome c-type biogenesis CcmH-like mitochondrial protein
Exons: 4
Coding region: 179-658 (159 amino acids)
Source: RefSeq, a predicted model, not a curated record